Molecule: messenger RNA, 3624 nt
Organism: Alligator mississippiensis (American alligator)
Lineage: Eukaryota; Metazoa; Chordata; Crocodylia; Alligatoridae
Gene: BLOC1S5
Product: biogenesis of lysosomal organelles complex 1 subunit 5
Exons: 6
Coding region: 477-866 (129 amino acids)
Cellular component (GO): transport vesicle; BLOC-1 complex
Source: RefSeq, a predicted model, not a curated record
UUUUUUCUCAGUAGUGGCAGCUGUGGUAAAAGCUCACUAAGCUCAAAAGCAUGAUGCUUUAAACAGGCUUAAACCUAAGAAUCUGUUGGUGCCUUUGCUGGUGCUUGAAGCCCUCCUCACUGUUGGCUUCCUUCUGCUUUGUACCUUGCCUGUUAAAAGGGAGGGGGAGAAGCAGCUGCUAGAUCUGCCUACUGGGGAGAAAAAGGGAGACUGAUGUGAGGUCAGGGAAAAGAAGCCCCCAGUUGCAAACAUGGAGUGGACCUGAAGCCCUGAGGAGACUGGACUCCUUAUUGCUUGUGGCAUUUGUUGCAAGCCAGUGGGUUCAUUGACAGAUGUUGGUGAAAUUCAUUCUCGACUGCUGGAUCACAGACCAGUGAUCCAAGGAGAAAUACGUUAUUUCGUUAAAGAAUUUGAAUGGGAAGAUCUUGGCUUUACACUUACUUUGUGGAAAUAGGAGACUCCUCCCUAGCUUUCUCAUGUGGGCCAUAUGGCUGAGGGAAAAACGUGGCCUCCGUGAACUGAGAGUUCUUGAAAGCCUCAAGAACAUGAUCUAUGAGACAAAUAACCAAAUUCUUCCGAAAUGUGAGCAGGUGAUGCAUGACAGCCUGAAUGAAGCUUUCAAGAGAUUGCAGGCAGCCAGCCAAAGGAUCCACAAACUCCAGGAGAGGGAGCAGGGAGAAAGAGAGGUUCAGACUGACAAGCUGAUGGCUGGUGAAAAGCAGCGCACGGCACUUUGGGAAGCAUUUCUGGAAGAACAGCAAAACAAACAAGCAGAAGUGGAUGAAGAGCACAGAAAAGCAAUGGAACGCCUUAAACAACAAUAUGUUGACAUGGAGAAGGACUUGGCUAAAUAUGUUUCUUUCUAAGAACUUUCAUUUUUCAAUAAUACCUUUUUUUUUUAUUCCAAUACACUCUUGUUUCAGACUGUUCAAUAUUGAGGCUUUUUCAGAAAGCCUAUUCAAAAUGGCAAAAAAACCCAAUUCUCCUGUAUAACAAGUUUGGUUUGGGAAGUUUUACAUACCUCUAACUUUAAGUGCCUCUACAAGCUUUGUUUUUUCAGGAUGACUGGAGUGCCAGUAUUUCUUUAUUUGUGGAGCAGGUGGAACCACCAUAUCAGUUCAAGAAGUUGCAAACUGGAAUUCUUUGCUUAUGAAGACAAAGUUGUCCUGUGGGGUAAAAAAGCCCAAUAGAGUCUGUACUCAGUCAGUACAGACCCAGAGUUCCAUCCCAAAAGAGCUAGAUACCAGUCAUAAAAGGCAGAGAAUGAACAAACACAUAAAUUCCAUUCACUAGCUUGAAAAAAACCAGCUGGUAUUGCAGCAUAGAGCGAGUGCAUUUUGAAAAUUCAGUGGUGAAAGACCAGAAUGUAUUAAAUUCGGCUGCAGUUAUGGUUGUAUUUUUUGGAUUUGUAUGUUGUGUGUUUUAUAAAGUAGUGGUUUAGUAUAAACUGCUCACUCUAGCAAACACACCUUAAGAAAUCUUGGGCUACAGUGACUCCUCUGUACGACUGGCUCACAACUCUUUACCUUUUCAAUUCUAAGCAGCCAAAAGAAGACACAGGGUGACUUUCAAAAGUGCAUCAGUCCUUCCAUUUGUAUUUUAUUCAGUAAAAUGUUUAAGUAUUGGUCAUUCUGGUGGUGCUCUCAGUAUUGUCUGCUUUGUUCGAACCUACUACCUGUAACCUGUUGUAAAAAACGUUACAACAGUUGGGGAAAGAUCUCAAUCUCUGUUUUUGUCAGUAUUGAAAGUAGUGUUAAAGGUGAAACAUCUACAGUAUUACUUUGUGUUCUUAUUAACACGUACUAUGGGGCUUGUGCAGCUCCUGUCAUUACUGUUCCUUUUACCUUAUUUGAAAUAGACAUUUAAUAGCAAUAUCAUUAAAGAACUUAAAGCUUAAUUAUCCUUUUGUAAACCAUGUUACAUGAAAUGCAAUAACAUUGAUGAAACUUGAUGCAAACUAACUUGAGGUACAGGAAAUUUUCUCAAAUAUUUUAACUACUAUGCAAUAUAAAAUAGAAACUGGUAAAAAAAAACACAGUCUUUGCUCGUUAUCUGUGUUGCAAAUGCAGUAUGCUGACAAUGGUUGCUUGUGUACGUUCAUGGCUUGGUGUCAAACCUCCGUUCCUGGCAGCAUGUUGAUAAUGUGAUUAAAGUUAGUAGAGGAGAUGGAAUAAGUAUUUGAGAUUUCUUUCAAUAACACUGAAUUCCUGCCAAACUGCUCUAUCCGCUACUGUGGGCCUGACAGCUUCAUCAAUCAUCGUCAGGUACCUGGACUGCAAAGAGCACUUGCCGACACAGAGGCAUGCUGGAAUGUUGUUAAUUCUCAGUUGUGGGUGGAAAAAACAUAAAUGGAUCCAAAGUAUCCCACACAUGAAAAAAAGGGGGGGGGACUUCCAAACGAAAGCCCCUAUUAACUGCAAGGUGAUUUCUGGAAUGAUUCUAACCAUUUUAUAGUCACUGAUGAAUGGAUGCUGUAACAGAGUAUUCUAUAAAAGCCUAUUUUUUUUUUUAGUAUCUUGCAUCUGUUUUGUAUAGCUGUAUUUUUGUUAUAAAACAUGGAUAAGGAGAACCCACUUUACCAAAAAUGGUGAGCAAUUUGGAAGAUUAAGGAAAAACUGGCCAAUAACUAUGUACAAAACACCACUAGGUACGGUUUAAGAGCCAGCUGGCUAAAACAGAAAUGCAAAUGUCAAUUUGAUAAGAUCAGAACUUGAAAAUAAUAUACAAAAGAUGUUCUUUUCUUUGGUCUUAGAGGCUCUUUCAUCAGGACUUGUUUCUGGUGAAAGUAUUGAACCCAGGCGUUAUAAUGCGAAAGAAAUGUGGUUUUAGUUUUGUUUAGUGUUUUUGUGGGGUUUUUUUAAACUUUGGAAUAUGUAAAUAUAUUCUUGUUUCAAAGAGCAAGACACUCAUUUUUAUAUUGAUGUUCACAGUCACUUUAAAGAUCAACCAAAAGCCCUGCCUUCCACAAGAUGUUUUGUUAAAAUGUUCUUAAUUCCCAAAUAUUUCUGGUAGAAUUCACUUAGAUUUUCAGAACUGCACAAAGUUGUAAUUUUUGCCUCUUUUGUUUUACCUUGUUGAAGGAAAAGUAGAGCUGUGGCUUUAAUACUUCCCAUUUGAGGGCUGGCUUGGCAAUGAUACAGAUGUUGAAAGUCUAGUGUAUGCUUUGGAAAUGCCAGCAAUGGGAUUUGUGCUCCUGAAUCCAUGGGUGCUUUUGAAGAUCUGCUUCUUCUCUUUAUUAUGAGAAUAUUGCAGUUAAUGGAAUGUCCCUUCAGAUGUUCUUUAACAUGCAAUAUACCUAUUUGUUGACUCUCCUUUUUUUAUUAUUAUUCAUUUGGGGACUGUAUAAAAAUACUGAAUUAUUGAAUGACUUGACUGAACUUUGAGUAUUGUGUGCUGUAGUUCUUGAAACAGAUUAACAAUGUAUGCACGCUUUGACUGGGGAGAGGCUUGGCAGAAUGGAUGAAAAAAUGCUUUGCUGUGAAAUGUAAAAAGAAAACUGUUGGGUUAGUUAUUGCGUAGAAAGCUCAGUACGUGCAUUGUGUAUGAACGCAGAGCUUUUAACCCUAUCACACUUCAGUAUCUGUUUUGCGAAUAAAGCUGUGGUUGUUGAUGCGUCACAAUGAA